AUGGAUCCCCAAGCUUUUAUUCGCCUUUCAGUAGGCUCUCUUGCCUUAAGAAUUCCCAAGUUUCUCUUGAACUCUUCUUCAAAAUCCGAUGAGAAGAAGAACGUUUCUUCCCAAUGCUCUUGCGAAAUUAAACUCCGAGGCUUUCCUGUUCAGACAACGUCUAUCCCUUUGAUGCCAUCCCUAGAUGCAGCUCCUGACCACCACAGCAUUUCCACAAGCUUUUAUCUUGAAGAAUCUGAUUUAAGAGCUCUCCUUGCCCCUGGAUGCUUCUAUAAUCCUCAUGCUCACUUGGAAAUUUCUGUUUUUACGGGUAAAAAGAGUUCGCACUGCGGGGUUGGUGCUAAAAGACAGCUGAUUGGGAUAUUUAAGCUGGAGGUAGGUCCUGAAUGGGGAGAAGGAAAACCAAUGAUUCUCUUCAAUGGCUGGAUCGGUAUUGGAAAGAACAAGCGGGAUGGUGGUGCAGAGCUUCAUUUGAGAGUGAAGCUCGAUCCUGAUCCUCGAUAUGUGUUCCAGUUUGAGGAUGUUACUACUUUGAGCCCUCAGAUAGUUCAGCUCCGUGGCUCGGUCAAGCAACCUAUCUUCAGUUGCAAAUUUAGUCGAGACAGGGUGUCACAGGUGGAUCCGUUGAACGGAUACUGGUCAAGUUCAGGCGAUGGAACCGAGCUUGAGAGUGAGAGACGUGAGAGAAAAGGCUGGAAGGUGAAGAUACAUGAUCUCUCUGGCUCUGCGGUUGCUGCUGCUUUCAUAACAACUCCUUUUGUCCCAUCCACUGGCUGUGAUUGGGUCGCCAAGUCUAACCCUGGUGCUUGGCUUGUGGUCCGGCCUGACCCGUGUCGACCCAACAGCUGGCAGCCAUGGGGAAAGCUCGAAGCCUGGCGGGAACGCGGGAUCAGAGACUCCGUGUGUUGCAGAUUCCAUCUACUAUCCAACGGGCAAGAAGUUGGAGAUGUUUUGAUGUCUGAAAUUCUCAUCAGCGCUGAGAAAGGCGGGGAAUUUUUAAUCGACACGGAUAAACAGAUGCUAACGGUUGCAGCUACCCCAAUUCCAAGCCCGCAGAGUAGCGGAGACUACUCCGGAUUGGGAGCAUGCGUCUCUGGAGGCGGGUUUGUAAUGAGCUCAAGAGUGCAAGGGGAAGGGAGAAGCAGCAAGCCCGUGGUGCAAUUGGCUAUGCGGCAUGUAACGUGUGUGGAAGAUGCAGCCAUUUUCAUGGCGCUUGCUGCCGCUGUUGAUCUUAGCAUUCUGGCUUGUAAACCUUUCAGGAGGAUGAGCCGGAGAAGGUUCCGGCAUUACUCUUGGUGA
Arabis nemorensis is the source of this 1299-nucleotide messenger RNA. The record is from the annotation of a GenBank genome assembly. NCBI's taxonomy places the organism in Eukaryota, Viridiplantae, Streptophyta, Magnoliopsida, Brassicales, Brassicaceae.